AUGAAGAUGGUCGACGUGGUGGAAGGGGUGGUCGAGGAGGUGUGGGAGCGCACUCCGGAGGGGCUGAAGAAGGUGGCAAGGAAAGUAGCGAAAGUUGUCGAGAAGGAGGUGGCCUUUGUGGUGAAGAUCGGCAAGGCGGUAUAUCACUUCGUGGAAACCACGCUCGAGCAGCUCGUCAAGGUACUCGACUGGCUGUGGGACAAAAUCAAGGUUUGGAUGAGUACGGGUCGAGGCAGAGGCGACACAAAACGAAAUACUGUACUCCAUCGCAUGGACCAUCGCAUGGACCAUGCCUUUAGGCAGAAGUGCAAGGUGUAUGCACGUGGGUCAAGCGGCCUCGGGGACUGGAACUAUAUGUAG
This is a messenger RNA of Ectocarpus siliculosus, 360 nucleotides long. NCBI's taxonomy places the organism in Eukaryota, Phaeophyceae, Ectocarpales, Ectocarpaceae. The record is from the annotation of a GenBank genome assembly.